GCUGAAGUACCGCUAUCAAAAAGUCGCCAGCUUUCAGCGCCCAUGACAAAACGCAGCAUAUUAGUGAAUUGGCGUAGUCUUAGCGUAUUUGCACCUUGCGAAGUGUUGCAACGGAUGCUGGCAAAAAUUCGCCACUUGGUAAAUAUGCCCCUAAAUGUUAACUCAAAAGCAAACAACUCCUUUAAAGGCACUCUUGCUUCAUUGUGAUUGGAGAGCUGAUUAUGAGAGCAUCUUAGCAGGGAAAGUGGUAUGGCAGCUCUUAGUCAUGUACUUAAAAAGGGCAUAUAAAUAUUGCUGCACGGGUGGGGAACGUCCUUCUUCUACCUGAAAUGGAUUGACAGAAGAUAAUGAUGCUGAGGGAUGGCGCAUUUCCCGUCUGUGGCAAAUUGUCAGUAUCGUUUCCCUAAAAAAAUUCCAAGUAAUGUAAAGAUGUAGCCAAGCCCAGGCAUGCCCCUGCUCUGCUCUAUAAUCCAUCCCUGCCACUUUGGGAAAUGCUGCUGUGGCUCGUUGCCCUGUAGCGCGCAUGCGCCAGUUCCACUACAACUCCCAGCACCCCUUACCCCAGGAGUGGUUGUUCAGCUGUGUGUGAAAGCACUAGGAAUUGACAGGUGUAAAUUGUCAGCGAACAAAACAAAAGAACAGAAACGUUUUAUCCACGUGUAUAAUGAGACUUGAUUAAACGUUCCACUCAACUGCAACAGCUUUGGCUCCCCCCAGGCCAUGUCGGGAGUCGUAGUCGCAAGUGAGACAUCCCUCUCAUUCAUCGCUGCAGACAGAUUACUUGCGGUGACUCAAUCCAAAAGAAAAAAAAAAAGUGGUGACUCAGUAUCUGUCACUUUGUUUUCCAUCCUCAUAGACUUUCCAUAGGAUGAGGGGAAAACCCUGAGAUAAGCUCCUGAGCCCCCUGACUCUCCCCAUAGCGUUCAGCGGCAACAUCCUACUCACUCUGAAACUCCACGCACUUUCCCUGGGCCAGCGCUGAUUGGCUGAGAGCGGAGAGGCAACAGGCGCUGCUAUUUAAGUCAUGCCUAGUUUUGGGACAAAUUUAAAGUCAUCUCUUCAAGCAUCAGCCAUACAGACGUCUCUGCCCCAAAGGAAUUGCGACUACUAAUAGGAUGAGGCACAUGCCAGGAAUUGUGCAACUGCUGAUUCUCCAGUGUUGGUGUCUGGUGAUUAUAACGGCGAUGCCAUUAGACUUUAAAGGGGAAAUCUGCUCAAACUCCGACUGCAAUGACAACACCACCUACAUUUGGCACCAGAUCCAUAAUAAGAUAAAAGAGCUGGCGUCCGGAGCAAGACAUCUGUUUGAGAAAUAUUAUGAAGGUCAAGGCUUCAAAAGCAAAACAGUUGACAAGUUCACGGUGAAUGUACACUUUCCAAAGUUUAAUGCAACCAACUCUUCGGAGGAAAAUAAGGCUACUGAGCUUUUCAGAAUCUUCAGUUAUGUCUCUGCUGCUCUCGGCAACAUCACCAACGCCCAGAAUAAAAUGAAUUCCAAAAAUAAAUCACUACUCAGUGAACUAGGAAAAACCUUUAGCGGAGUCAAGGGAAUUCUAUCCAAUCUGUCCUGUUUUCUUUGCAAAAAGUACCAUGUAUCUCACGUGAGUGUACACUAUGGUCCUCCUUUACAGGACGAUAGUUUUAAACAAAAGGCACAAGGUUGCAAAAUGCUUGAAAAAUACCAACAUUUCAUUCAUCAAGCAGUCAAUGCAACUAUAAUCAAUCACCCGUAUGAGAGUGAAACGCAAAAUCCUUCAAUGCCUUAAAUUUCAGGCACUAUGAAAGCACUAUGAAAGUAACUUAAUUGGGACAUACUGUAAGCUGGAACUACACAAGACCAGGAAUACUACUGUAGGUAGGCCGGAGGAUAAUAUAGUGAUAGAUGUGCCAAUUAGACACGGAAUGAGCAGUUCAGGGAAUAUGCUGUAGACUAGAGCCAAGAUCCAGCUGGUAAAGUCAGAAGCUUAACUGCAUGAUGGGAACUGAUGCAACAAUCCACCAACCAUCUGGAAGAGACUGCACUUAAUAAUGGAUUACUGAGCAGUAUGGAUUAUUAUCUGACUUUCAUUGCUUCUUCUUCCAAAUGAGAAAAAUAUUGAAGUCUUCCAAAAAAAUAAAAAAGGCAUGUGAUGAAAAGAAACCCUAAUUGAAUCAAGCCAGAUUCAAGUAUUGCAUGAAUGUAUGGGUUGUUGGAACCCAGCUUUGAAAAGGUAUCAUUUUAAAAAGGGGACACAUUUUGUGAUAGUUGUGAAGAGGAAAAUUAAUGUACAAAAGCAUUACUUUUCAUUGUCACCUACAAUGGCUUAGCAGAAAAGUAUAAAAUGUAAUACUAUAGUAUUAUAGUAAUUAUAUUCAGACCCAAUACGGUUGUCAUCGAUGCUUGAGCCCCAAAGGAUAUCUAGAACGUUUUGUUUGCUUCCCAAUCUUGCUCUUAUUCAGAGACCCAGCACUUAUAAACAUCAUCAGCCUCAGUCACAUUAAAAUAAUGAGAGACUGGUGAUGGGGGUCACAUGAACCAGCAAAGGUUUUUGUACUGAAAUUUUACAUUCCAUGUUCAUUUUGUACUGAAAUUGUACAUUCCAUGUUUAUUUAUGUAUUUAUUCUAGGUUUAUUUAAGUUAUAUUAUCCUUUUGUAAGUUUUGGUUUCUGGGAUUGUUUACAGUUCAGGUACUUUUUUUUCAGUGGUUUACCAAAAAGGAUUUAUUUAAGUUAUUUAUUUUAUUUAUUAUUUAUAUAAUUUAUGUUGACGUCCGUAAAAUUUGUAUAUUAAGUAACAAGAGGUAAUACAGGAACCUAAAACUGUAAUGCAAAUUAUACAAAACUAUAGGCUUUAUUUGCGCAAUUGCAGUCCUUAAGCACCAUGAUGCACUUUUUGUGUGCACUUUGGAGCGAAUUGGACACAGUUGUGCUGAAAAUAAUUUGUUUUGGGAUGUUGUCAUUUCCAGUUCUCGCCAUAAAAAUUAUGUCUGUACCUGACUCUUUAGGCACAAGUGCUCUGCAUCUUUUGAUACAGGCGGCUGUGGGAACCCUGGAACUACCGUCACCUUGGAGUUGGUGGUAGCUUAAGGGUUCCCCUACGUCAGUAGGUAUAGGGAAACCCUGGGGAGUAUUGGCUCUUUGUGCUUAAACACAAGUGCACAGAGUGGCUUUGGACUUAAGUACUUUGUGCAACUACAAUUAUGGUUUGUAAAUAAGCCCUAAUGUGUUCUUCCUAAACAGGGUGUAUCAUCCAAUAUCACUUAAAUAUAAAGCAGUUAUGCCAGUAAAAACUGAUGAAAUACCCAUGAAGCUGAGUGCAACACAUUAUAGUAGCUACUGGAAUCACAAGAGUGUCUGUCUCAGAAUGUCUCAAUCUCAAAAUGUAGUGUGUGCUGCGCUGCCUGUUUACAACUACAUUUCCUGAAUUCUUGAAACACUAGCAGUUAAUUGGUUUUCAUUAAAAGAAAAAAAACUCUUCCAAUAUAUUAAUUCAACCUAUAUUGCUUUUUCCCUAAAUGUGAGCUCAUUCAGCAGCUGUAUGGGUUCAUUUAGUAUUAACCACUUGUUAUUUAGUAUAAACAUGGACUGUACAGUGAUUGCUGAAUUACAAACAGCACGUGCCUUUAAAGUAAAUGUACAGGAACAAAUACAGAAUGUUACAUUGUUUCUAAUGUGUUAUGAUGUUGAGAUAUUUAUAAAUAUUUAUUUUUUUUAUUUUUACAAUAAAAUAUUUAUUUUGAAGCUGA
Xenopus laevis (African clawed frog) is the source of this 3725-nucleotide messenger RNA. RefSeq names its product LIF, interleukin 6 family cytokine L homeolog (gene lif.L). Gene Ontology annotation, cellular component: extracellular region. Lineage: Eukaryota; Metazoa; Chordata; Amphibia; Anura; Pipidae. The record is from RefSeq and is a predicted model, not a curated record. Gene Ontology annotation, molecular function: growth factor activity; leukemia inhibitory factor receptor binding; cytokine activity. The transcript is spliced from 3 exons. Gene Ontology annotation, biological process: positive regulation of cell population proliferation; immune response; regulation of cell differentiation. Bases 1116 to 1766 code for a protein of 216 amino acids.